Caenorhabditis angaria is the source of this 5955-nucleotide messenger RNA. NCBI's taxonomy places the organism in Eukaryota, Metazoa, Nematoda, Chromadorea, Rhabditida, Rhabditidae. The record is from the annotation of a GenBank genome assembly.
AUGCGCGUGCUUGAAAGAGAUAAGGUGAGCACAAAAAAAUCAAGAGAAAUUUAUUAGUUAUAAUAAUUAGUAAGGGAGUUAUAAAGAUUAAUUUUCAGCUACCUGCAGUCAAAAAUCGAGAGAAUUUUGAGGAGGAUAAUUUACCAAUAUUGAAAUGUCCUCGUAAGUUUUUUUUGAUAUCAUUUAUAAAUCAAUAAAAAAGUUUUUAGCUUUCGAUAAAUCGAAGAUUGAGCCGUUCAUUCUAUCAGAAUUAUCGAAAACGCAAAAGUUCGUUCCUUCAAAAUCUUCUUCCAAAUCAAAGAAAGUUGUCAAUUUUCUAUCCAACCGAAAAUUCAAACAUGUUCCAAUCAAAAAACCGAGUGAAAAAAUCGAAUAUUUUUCGGAGCUGGCAAUGCCGGUAAUAAUUAAAAAACAAUUAUCGGUGGAGAAAUUCGAGGUGGAAAACAAGAAUCCGAUUGUCAAAUUAUCCAAGAAAGAUUCCCAAUCUUACAAGGAAAGCUUCCACAAAUUGGAUCUGAUUUUAAAGAGAAGAGGUGGUAGAGCUGUGAAGUCUGCAAAUCCAGAAAAAGUUCUUGCCAAAUGUUUGAAAUUGGCUGGAAAAGUGAAAAGAGUUGGAGCCAGUCUUUUACAAGACAAUUCGUGUAUGUAUCCCUUAGAUUACAACAAAUUGUUCUCUCCACUCGUUCCUGGAAAUCCUGAAGGUCCUUCGAAGUUGUUAAUGGAGAAAAUGGAAUUGAUGUUGGAUUCACGUUAUGAUUUCGAUGAAUCGAAGCGAGAAUAUUCGGAAGAGAAUAAGAAACGAAAGAUUGAUUUGAAAAAAUGGGAAGCAAGAAAGAAAAAGAGUGCAAAGAAGACUGAAUUGAGAAAUAAGAAAAUCGAGUUGAAAAAGAAACAGGAUGAUUUGAAGGAAAAAUUAGAUGAAUUAUCGAAAAAGAGGGUUGAACUGGAAAAUAAGAAAUUAAAGAUGGUAGAAGAGAAAAAUAAGAAAAAGGCCGAACGAGAAAAGAGGGCCAAGCAAAAAGAAAUGGCCGAAUUGGAAAGAAAGAAAGCUAGAAAAGAGGAAAAAAGAAGACGACGUGAAAAGGAGGAAAGAAGAAUUCGCAAAGCAAAGGAAGCUGAAUCAGCAAAAUCCGAUUCGAAAUGUGAGUUAUCUGAGAGAUCCUUCUGAAGUCCUAAAUUGAAUUUUAAGUUCAAAAAUUAUAUCAGAUUUUGAUAUUCCUGAAGUUCAGGCGUUUCUGGAAUGGAUAUUUCUCAGAGUUAAAUUUCAAAUAAAAGUUUGAAAACUUAUAAAAUUAAAUUUCAACCUCGAAAUUUUGAAACUCUUUCUUUCAGUGUUUCAUUAUCCAAAUUUACCAAUUGUCACCCGCAAGUUGAAAUUUCAUUUUUAAAAGUUCUCAAUCGCAUAAUUUAUAUUUGACACAAGAAUUUGGAUGUCACAGCUAGUUUGGCCAAUUAUUUAUAAUUGACAUAUUCAUAAUUGACGUGGACAAAAUUUGAAAUUUGAGAUCACAAUAUGUUGCUCAAAUUAGUUCCAAUUUCAGUGAAAAAAAAAUUCAACAAUUUUUGGAACACCAAUUUUUUCUUCAGCCCCAGAAAACUGUUUUAAAAUAUUUUAUUUAUUUUCAUUCAUUGAAUUUAUAAAUCACAUAAUUUCCAUUUUUGUGGUAAAAAAUUAUUUGAAAUUGAAUUUUUCAUUUUUCAGCUAAAAAGAAGCCAGAAUCCGAAGUCUGUACUCCAUCUUGUUCAACUUCAACUCUUCCUUCAUCUUCUGCACCAGUCGCCACAGUUUCAUCAUCAAAUAAGCGAAAAUCGAAAUCACCAGAUCUCGAAAAUCUUUUACAAAUCGCGCAACCAUCAAAACUUCCACGUAUUCCAUUGAAAUCGAAAAAAGAGGAUCCGCUGAAAAAAUCAGAUUCUGGAAAUGUUCCAAGCACUUCAGCAUCGACUUCAGAUGUUCAAGAGGCAGCGCAUAAUUGUGAGUUUUUUUCUGAUUGUGAAAAAAAAUGGUUGAAAAUAAUUUUUAGCGGUUGGCAAGAAAUCAUCAUCAAAUUCAGCAUCGACUUUGGAUUUGAUUCGAGAUAAAAAAGAGGAAGAAUUGAGAAAGGAAAAGGAGAGAAAAGAGGAGGAAAAAAGGAAAGAACAAGAGAAAAAACAGGCUAGAAUUCGAGAAAUUGAACGACAACAGAGAUUUGAAGAGGAAAAGAAGAGGGUUGGUUUGGGAUUUUCGGUCGGGAAAUAGGAAUUGGGUUCAAAUAAUUAUCGAUUUUUUGAAACCGAAAAAUUAAUAAAAUCAAAAAUUUCUCUAAAAAAACGUGAACUUUUUCAAACGUGACAUUAUUCUCAAAAUUCAAUAUUUUAAUUUUUAUUCUUCACUUUCACAAAAUCCUCUUGAAAAUUCAAUAAUGUAACAAUCCAAAAUACCAAAUCGAAAUUAUUCAGAGAGAAAUCGAAGAAUGUCGCCGCGAAUUGAUCGAACAAGAAAAACGACAAGAAGAGCAGGAAAAGGCCAAGAAAAAAGAGGAAGAAAUGGAAAGGUUGCGAAAAAAUAUCAAAGACAGCAAACAACAAAUAUUGGAUAAAGAAGAAUCACAAAAACAGAAUCAAAUUGACAAGAAUUUGCAAGCUAUUAGAAUGAAGACAAAAGCGGCGGCUGAAGCAAGAAGAAGGGAAUAUGAACAGAAUUUGGCAAGACAAUCGAAUGCUGUUCGAAUCGAAGAACCACCGAUGAAACAACAAUGUUUUUCAAAACCACCUUCGAGACCGCCAAGUACACCGUGUGAUGAAUUUUUGGAUGAAAGUUAUUCUGGAAUUCCAAUGUGAGUUUUUUGAGUAAAAAUUCUAUGGAAUACAUUUGUGAGGAAUUAUCUAUUGAAAUUUGUUGAAAAAAUCUGUUCCAUUUCUCUCCCUGAAAACGCCCGAUUCGAAAAUAUCUUUUUCAGACAACCAUAUGAAGAUAACAGUGUUGCUCCAACUUUUGGACCAGAUCCCAGUAAGUUUUAGAAUUUUGGCAGUCAUAUUUGGUCCUUAACCCAUUUUUCCAGUUGUGCCAUCACGUAUUUCUUAUCCACCAGUCUUGCUUUAUUUCAACUUUGAUUUAAGAAUUCCACCAAAAGUCGCGAAAAACAUGCCAACAAGAGCUGAAAAAAGUUGGUUUUUUUGUUUUGAUUUUCUGUAAAUAAUUGAAUUUGUAUCACAGAGCGAUUAUUCGAAAAAUAUUACAAUUACAAGAAUUUCGACAAUGCUCAUGAAGAAAUCCAGAAACGAUGUGAGAGUAUUAGAGCUGGAAAAAUUUUGCGUUUCGAAGAAGAUGGUCCGACAAUCGGUGAGAGUUUUGAUACAAUAUUUUAUGUGGAAAUUAGAGCAGCUUUAUGUUUUCUAAAACCAUCGGGAUCGAAACUCAAUAAUCAGGCUUUUUUUGGUCCGUUCUGAAUCAAAUCAAAAAUUGAGUUCGGAUUCUGGUUCUGAUUUCUGAAUGUUGGACUAGAGUAAUCACAGGAGCGCUAAUUUGGGCUUGAAAAAAUGGAUAAAUUUUUGAAGUGAUCCUGGUUAUUUUUGAUGGUCCGAGAUCUACUGAAAUUUUGGUUCUAAAACUCGAACCCGAGUUCCAAAUCGAAUUCCUCUAAUUUCAGACAUGCGAAAAAUGUUGGAUGAGGUUCUUGGAAACGAAGAUGUUGCUGGUGAUUUGAUUUGUGUUGAUUCUUGGUCAGAUGAUGAUAAUAGUCCAAGAAAUAGCCGAUCACCAAGUCGUAUGUUAUUUGUUUUUUUUUCAAGAUUCUUGUCUAGUGCGGAUUUUUCAGAAGAACCGAUUGAUCGUGACGAAUGGACAUAUAAAGAUUUCACAAUUCAUAGACUUGAAAAGAAGUACGAAUGGCCUUUUGAGAAAACAAAUGGUGUGUAUUGGCCGGUUAUUAUUCCUUCGAUUAAUACACGCAGUAAUGUGGCCGAGUGAGUUUUGACAGGGGAUUUUGAAUUUUCAAAAGGGAUCAUUUUUUGGAACCGGUUGACUUUGCUUGGACCUGUGAGCUCCAAAGUAUGGCUCAAAAACCAACUAGAAAAACAUUUAUUCCAAUGUUUUUUUCAGAAAACAUGUCAAAGAAUUGUUGAAGGAUCACAGUUGUUCGGGAUCGUAUUUGACGAAUAAUGUGAGUUUUCUACUAUUUACACAUCUCAAUUUUCAAAUCAAUCUUCGUUUAGUUCCUCAUUUGCGACGACGAUUCGAACGUAUCGGCAAAAGAGCAAUUUCGCAAAAAUUAUGCAAAUUCUGGAGAUUUUACACGAGGACGUGAAGAAUGGGAUCGAUAUAAUGCGAAAGGAAAUGGUCGAUUUGCGAAUCGCAAGCCGUGGAAAACUGUUGCAACUGACCAGACAAAGUAAGCAUUUUCGAUGAAGGAAAGCAGUCCAGAAAUAUUCUUGUAAAAGUUUUUUAACUGAAUACAUUGAAAAACAGUAGGAGGACUAGGUUUACAAGUUUGUCUUCUAAUUGUAAAAAAUCUUUCUUUGAAAAAUCCAGAAUAGGUCUGAUUUUCAUUAAUUUUUGAAAUUUUCAGAGAUGAUGCUUCCAAAGUGUAUUAUGCGAAUUGCAAUAAAGAACGCCAAGAAGAUGCGGAACUUUGGGAUGAGUUAGAAGAUGACAGUCAACACAACAAUGGUAAUUAAUUAGUUUAUUAAUUAAAAAAUUGUUUGCAAAUUUCAUUUUUUUCAGAAGUCACCGAAAGUCGCUUGAUUUCUGUUCACGUUCAAACAAGUCGAAUUGAUUGUUAUUCGAAAAAAUCGCUUUCGAGACGAAAUCAUUUGGGCGGACGUGUUCAAUCGAUUCCAAGAAGUUGGACAUUUGAUGGAUAUAACAAUCUGUCGCCUGAUAUUCGUGAUAAUAUUCUUGGUCAUUAUCUCAAUUCAAAAUGCAUGGAAUAUGAUUCGUUAUUGGUUGAUAGUUUGAAUUUGGGACAUUAUUCGAAAUGGUGUUGGAUGCCGAUGUUAACUUCGCUUUAUUCGCAAUCAAAGUUUUCGUAUUCAUCAAAUCUUUCGAUAAAAGACACGUGUAGUUUUGAUCUUCGAAAUGAAAAAUUGGACACGUUGGUGAGUGUAUUUUUGGGAUGUUUAUCAGAAAACAUUAUAUCUAGUAUUUAAAAAAAAACUAUUUUCAUUAUUUUUCCAAAAAUAAAAUAUCUUCUGCCUACUAAAAAAAGCUUUAUUUUACAAUAUAUUCCGUUAAAAAAGUUUUUUAAACAAAAAUUUGAAUCAAAAUGUACUGUUUCGAAAUUAAUUUAUGAAAAUUUUAAACGUAUAUUUCUAAAAAAAAUAUACAUUUUAUUGAAAAUUUCUAUAAAAUCAUCUUUUUUUUACGAGUUUUCAUUUGUCUGAUUCUGAAAAUUGGUUUCAAGAGAUUUUUUAUUCCCGAUUUAUUUUCCCAAGAAACAUUUUUUUCAGAUCAAAAGCCGCAAUGUGAAAUUAUCGGAGUUUCGAAAUUUGUGUAAACUCAAUGCUGCUGACAGAAAAGUUUGGACGAUUUUAUACGACAAUUUGAUUGCGUAUUUUGACGAUUUUCGUGAGUUUUUUUUUCUCAAAAAUAUAAGGGAAAAGCUAAUUUCAAGUUUUUAUGGCUGAAAAUUAGAAAUCAUACAGGGCAUCUUCGCCCAACAGACCCUGUAUGUAAUGAUCUUUGAUUUAAGCGUGAAUUUUCAUUAGCUACCCGCCCAAAUCAAAAUUUUGAUUCGGGCGUGAAUUCAAAAUUUCCAAAAUGAUCCCCCUCCCCCUCGAAACAAUUUUUCCAAAUGUCAUGAUCUCCCCCUCACAGUUUUGGGAGCAGUGCCAUGUAUGGGCCCUUUUCAGCCCCUCAUUUGUGUACCUAAAAUUUUUGCAGCAACUUUGUCCCAAAUCAUGGAUCGUCCCGAAUUCAGCCAAAUUCUCGAUCACGCAUUUGAAGCUCGCAGCCGCCGGAAAUCAAUUGGUAUGUAA